UUUCAAACUGGAGAAAAUAUUAGCCGGUGUAGAUUCAACGCCAGGAGUGUCAGAAGAAUGGGGCUCUGGUUGGAAAGGUACAAAUUUCAUAGUGGAAAUCGAAGAGACUGCAUCUGCCUCACCCAUCGACACAGACUAUUUGAACAGUCGAGAAGAUAUUGUCAGUACAGAGACAGUGAAUGCCACAAAUAUGAUGACACAAGGACCCAAAAUCAUAGUACGAACCGAAGAAGUGCUCAUUGUUGGCUUGGUGCUGAUGCUAUGGGUCGGUGCCAUUGUUCUAUUCUUUAAUCGUUGGGGUAAAAUACGAAUGUUGGAACCUUAUCAACCGAAAUUUCAACAACAACAUCGAGCUUCCUGUCCAUUAUCGGAUAUUGACUCAAUAGCACCACAUCAGCGCACAUCGGUUUCUCGCAUGUCAAUGGGUUUUGUGAAUAAUGUAAAAAAUAUGCCAUGUCAAUUUAACGCUUAUAAUAAUCCAACGAUAUACCCCAAAGGUUACAUAGCCCAGAGUCGACCACGUCAAAAUUCGGUAUUUGUGGGACCAAGUCCAAAUCAAUUUUUGAUGCCAAGACCGCCUCGAAAAACACGUUCAGCAAUGGAUUUACAUUCGAUGAUAUUGGAUGAGACGGCAGAGCAGGUGUAA
Molecule: messenger RNA, 646 nt
Organism: Musca vetustissima
Lineage: Eukaryota; Metazoa; Arthropoda; Insecta; Diptera; Muscidae
Exons: 5
Coding region: 191-646 (151 amino acids)
Source: RefSeq, a predicted model, not a curated record